AUGACCAGCCUGUGGAAAGGCCGGCGCAGCUCCGACACCCCGGAGGAGGCUCGCCCGCAAAUCACUCGCAGACCCUCCAAGAAGAUCAUCGAGGACAUCGAGAAGGGCACUUCACGCGCCGUUCGCAAAUUUGAAAACGUCCGCCGCCGAGAGAGCGUGAAGCGCGAUCGGGCCAACCUCAGCACCAUCCUUUCUGUGGGCGACCAGUUCGAGCAGCAGGUAGACCAGCAGCUUGCCCAGUCCGGAGGUCCAGUGCGCCAGCCCUCGACCUCGAAGCGCGAAUCGCCGUCUAGAGCGUCACCGUCAAGCAGUCGCUCCCAGCACUCCAUCCAACCAGAGACCUUCACCGCCCAGCAGCCCCGCAGAGCAAAACUUGAGCGAGCUGCCGUCUCAGAUACACACGCCCUACAGGCCGCCCAGUACGACGGCUCGUCCGACAAAAAGCCCUCGCAACCUAAGCGCAACAUGUUCCGCUACUUCUUCGGUGGCACCGCACAGCCCGAGAAGCCCGAGACUGCCGACGAUGCACCCCGCAGCGACUCGCUGGUCAGCGAGGCUGAGGAGCUGAGGAGACAGUUGAGCGAGAUGGAGAAGCAGCUCGAGAAGACAAACGAUCAGCUGGGCGCUCGCGACGCUGAGGUCAGCACCCUGCAGCACCGCGCCGAGGAGCUCGCCGCCGACUACAAGAUCAAGGAGACUGCCCUCAUGCAGCAGAAGGCUGCGCUCGAGGAGCACAUGGUCAGCGUCGUGGUGCAGCAGAUCACCGAUGCCCGGAAGGCCGAGAGGGAUUCCGUCAAGGAGGGCUGUGAGCAGGAGUAUCAGUCCAAGCUGGAUGCUAUCCAGCACGAGCACGAGGCCAAGAUCACCGCUCUCAUCCGCGACCACGACGUAACAAAGUCCACCACCGAGAAGCUCAAGGCUGACUUGGACUCCCAAAUCGAAAAGCUGAAGUCUGACCUGGCCGAUGCUUCCGAGAAGCACCAGGCAGCUGAGAGCAAGGCUACGCAAGCCGAGUCGGAGCUCGCCGCCCUGCGUGAGGAAUCGGAGAAGGCUGUCGUGGAGGCCAACGCCGCGAAGGAGGCUCUCAAGGCCGAGUUGGAGGAGAAGAUCGCCUCUAUUGCUACUGAGCUCGCUGCCGCACAGUCGGAUCUCUCUGCUGCCCGCGCCGAGGCCGCUGAGCAUGCCGAGAAGCACGACACCCUGCAGGCUGAGUCCACCCGUCUCCAGGAGGAGGCCGCUGCCACCAGCGCCAAGCUCGACGAGCAGAUUAAGGCUCUUUCCGCUGACCUCGAGGCCGCUAAGAACGAUGUUGAGUCUGCUGGCAACGAGAAGAGCGAGGCUGCCGCCAAGGCUAUCGAGGAGGCCCAGGCCGCCGCCGAGUCCUUGAAGACCCAGAUCGCCACCCUGGAGGAGGAGCUGUCUGCUGUCAAGUCCAACUCCGAGAAGCUUGAGCAGGAGUACGAGGCCCACAAGGAAUCUUCUUCCGCCGCCUCCGCCGAGGCCCAGGCUCAGCUUGAGAAUGGCGCAAAGGAGCUUGAUGAACUGCGUCACAAGCUGACCGAGGCCGAGGCCGGUCUUGCGGAGAAGCAGGCUGCUCUCGAGAGCGUCCAGUCUGAGCUCGCCGACAAGAGCGUCGAAGUCGCCAGCCUUGUUGCUUCUCUCGAGACCGAGAGGAACGCCCACACUGAAACGAAGGGCAUUCACGAGUCUGAGGUUUCCGCCCACGGCGAGACCAAGGCCGCCCACGAGGCUUCCCAAUCCAAGAUCGCCGAGCUCGAGGCUCAGAUUGCCAAGGCUGAGGAGUCUGUGACCGUCAUCAGCGAGCUUGAGGCCAAGGUCGCUGCUCUGGAGGCUGCCAAGGCCGAGGCCGAGAGCAAGGUCGCCGAGCUCGAGAGCCAGGUUGAGUCUGCUAAGGCCGACGCUGAGGCCGCUAACGCCAAGGUUUCUGAGCUCGAGGCCACUGCCGCCGAACUUGAGUCCGCCAAGGCCGCUGCUGAGGCCAAGGUCUCUGAGCUCGAGGGCAAGAUCCCCGAGCUUGAGGCCAAGGUUGAGGAACUCACAAAGGAAAUCGAGGGCCACGCCGCCACCAAGACCGAGCUCGAGAGCAAGGUUGAGGAGCUGAACAAGACGGUUGAGGAACAUGUCGCCAGCAAGUCCGAGAUCGAGGCUAAGGUUGCGGAACUCACCCAGGAGGUUGAGGCCCACGCUUCUGCGAAGUCCGAGCUCGAGAGCAAGGUCGCGGAGCUCAACAACGCCAUUGAGGAGCACACCGCUUCCAAGGCCGAAGUGCAGACCAAGCUCGACGAACUCACCAAGGAGAUUGAGUCAAACAGCUCCAGCAAGUCUGAGCUCGAGGCUAAGAUCGAGGAGCUUAACAAGGCUGUUGAUGAGCACACUUCCAGCAAGGCUGAGGUCGAUGCCAAGGUCGAGGAGCUCACCAAGGAAAUCGAGGCGCACACUUCGGGCAAGUCGGAGCUUGAGAGCAAGAUCGAGGCUCUUUCCAAGGAAGUCGAGUCCCACGCCAGCGAGAAGACCGAGCUUGAGGCCGCCCACAACCAGACCAAGACCGACCUCGAGGCCGCUCAGGCCGAGCACACCGCCGCCAAGGAACAGCUCACCUCGCUUGAGUCCCUGCUCAAGGAGGUCCAGGACGCUAAGGACGCUUCCGCUGCCACCAUCGCUGAGAUCGAGGAGAAGGCCAAGGCCGCCGAGGAGCGUUCUGUUGCUGCUGAGGAGGCCCUCAAGAAGGCUGAGGAGUCCCACGCUGAGGAGCUCGCCGGCCUGAAGAGCGCUCAGGAGGCUCAAGAGCAGCUUGAGAAGGACGUUGCUGCUGCCAACGAGGCGAAGGCUGCCCUUGAGACUGAGCUCGCCGAGACCAAGGUCCAGCUCGAUGAGGUCAAGGAGCAGGCUUCCCAAAUUGAGCAGCUGAAGCAGGACAUCUCUGCCGCCGAAACUGAGAAGGCCUCGCUCAACGAGAAGCUCGCCGACGCUGAGGCUAAGCAGAAGGAGGCUGAGAGCAAGGUCGAGGCUGCUGAGCAGGCCAAGUCUGAGGCUGACGCUAAGGUGCAGAAGGCUGAAGAGGAGGCCCAGUCCGCUACUGCCAAGAUUUCUGAGCUCGAAUCUCAGCUUUCUGCUGCUCAGGCCGAUGCCGCCAAGGUUGCUGAUCUCGAGUCCCAGCUCACCGCUGCUAACGAGGCCAAGUCUGCCGCUGAGGCAGAGGUCAACUCUCUCAAGGAAGAGGCUGCCGGCGCAGCUGGCAAGCUCGAGGCCGCUGAGCAGGCCAAGGCCGAUGCGGAGAAGAAGUUCGAGACCGCGGAGGAGCAGAUCAAGAAGGCUGAUGCCGAGAAGGAGGCGCUUGAGGAGAAGCUUGACGCUACGCAGGCUGCCCACGAGAAGCUUGCCAAGAAGUACGAGUCCGUCCUGGAGGCCAAGGACAAGGCCGACGCGAGGCUGAAGGAGCUUGAGAGUAGCCCUUCGGAGCAGACCAACGGCGCCAGCGACGAGGCCAAGCCCGAGGUUGCGGCUGCAUAA
Messenger RNA from Lasiodiplodia theobromae, 3531 nucleotides. Its product is annotated as RNA polymerase rpb1 c-terminal repeat domain-containing protein. NCBI's taxonomy places the organism in Eukaryota, Fungi, Ascomycota, Dothideomycetes, Botryosphaeriales, Botryosphaeriaceae. The record is from RefSeq and is a predicted model, not a curated record. The transcript is spliced from 3 exons. Bases 1 to 3531 code for a protein of 1176 amino acids.